CGAAGCUUUCUGGGAAGCGCGGGCGGAUACUCAAGGAAGGACUACGAAUCCCAGCUAGCAGUGCGCGGCGCGAGGGCGCAGGAGGAGGAGUCCGGGGCCGCUCGGCCCCUCGGAGCCAGUUCUGAACUUUUCCUGGAGUGUGACAAGACAAUCAGUAAAAAAAAAAAAAAAAAACAAACAAAACCACAGUUGUAUCCACACUAAUGCAUUAUGCUUAGCCUCAAGUUGGAGUGACCAUUUCGGCAGCCAUGGGGAAGCGAUACUUCUGCGACUACUGCGACCGCUCCUUCCAGGACAACCUCCACAAUCGAAAGAAGCACCUGAACGGGCUGCAGCACCUCAAGGCCAAGAAGCUGUGGUACGACAUGUUCCGAGAUGCAGCCGCCAUCUUGCUGGACGAGCAGAACAAGCGGCCCUGCAGGAAGUUCCUGCUCACAGGCCAGUGUGACUUCGGCUCCAACUGCAGAUUUUCCCACAUGUCGGAGCGAGACCUGCAGGAGCUGAGCAUCCGGGUGGAGGAGGAGAGGCGGGCCAGGGAGUGGCCGCUGGACCCGCCUGAGCUCCCAGAGGGCCAUCUGGAGGACUGGCUGGAGAAGAGGGCCAAGCAGCUGAGCUCCGCUCCGAGCAGCAGGGCUGAACCCAUCAGAGCCACCGUCUUCCAGUACCCCAUGGGCUGGCCUCCGGUCCAGGAACUGCCCCCCUCCCUGCGGGCACCCCCACCUGGAGGGUGGCCCCUGCAGCCCAGAGUGCAGUGGGGCUAGCCCCUUCCCCUGCCUGCGCCCCCCACUCCCUGCUGGCUGUCAUCCGUCAGAAUAAAGACAUGGGUCAGGA
Messenger RNA from Oryctolagus cuniculus (rabbit), 831 nucleotides. It is a transcript of the gene ZMAT5, whose product is annotated as zinc finger matrin-type 5. The record is from RefSeq and is a predicted model, not a curated record. Gene Ontology annotation, molecular function: zinc ion binding. NCBI's taxonomy places the organism in Eukaryota, Metazoa, Chordata, Mammalia, Lagomorpha, Leporidae. Gene Ontology annotation, cellular component: U12-type spliceosomal complex.